AUGUCCUCUCAAACACCAUCCAGGACUCGGAAACGCACGCGUCAAUCAAAUGUCGAUGCCAGCUCACCAGAGGCCGCCUCCGCUCAACCGCAGCCAGACAACAGUUUCUGGCCGGAGAAUGGUGACGUCGUGCUGAGCGCGGAAAUGACUGCGUUCCACGUGCACAGGUCGGUGCUCUCGCAGUGCUCGGACGUGUUUCGCGAAAUCCUCGCGCUGCCCCCAUCGAAAGGCGAGAUCAUGGACAUGUUCGAGGGCCAUUCGCUCGUCAGGUUAUCUGACCAGGUGGAAGAUGUACAUAUCCUGUUGGGGACGUUGUACCAGAGGCACAGGUACCUUCCCUGCGCGCGGCCCCAGCUUACUCCAAAAGUCUUCGGGAUUCUCCUGCGACUUUCGCACAAAUACAAGAUAGAGGAUAUCCUUCGCGACAUAAUGGCUACUUUGGCCUUGUCUUUCGAUUGCACUUUGGAUCGGUUCCAAUAUCUCGUUGAUAGCGAUGGAGACGAGAAUAUGAGACUGGCGCCACUUCCUGGGACUGGGAUCAUCCUGGCCAAUUCACUAGAGAAGUUGCUGCCACCCGAGGUGAUCAUGAGUGAGUUUGUUCAUGAAAAUGGGAAAGUCGAGAAGCUGCACACGAAGAACCUCUUGCGCUACAUAAACGGGAGGGCACAGCUUGCAUAUCUGUACACCGAGCUUCUACGCAGAACUUUAAACCCCAAGUUCGCUGAAGAUUGUGAGGGUCAGUCGACAUCAUGUGUGGAGGUCCUUACGAGGUCUCGAUCCAUCGCUCAAUAUGAGCAUAGUCGUCGGGGAAGACCUGUUUUUAGUGUGCUGCAAUCCUUCUUGAGUGAAAAGGAUUUGAAAUGGCUUGAGGACAACCAGUUGUGCGCGCGUUGUCUGGCUAAGGUCAGGGAGAAGGACAAGGAGGAUGCCGUCUGGAGAGACGUCAGAAAGCAUCUAAUAGAAUACUAG
Fibroporia radiculosa is the source of this 969-nucleotide messenger RNA. RefSeq lists its product as uncharacterized. Lineage: Eukaryota; Fungi; Basidiomycota; Agaricomycetes; Polyporales; Fibroporiaceae. Gene Ontology annotation, molecular function: protein binding. The transcript is spliced from 3 exons. The record is from RefSeq and is a predicted model, not a curated record. Bases 1 to 969 code for a protein of 322 amino acids.